CGCGAACAACCAUGAAUUAGGUUUCUCGACAACCAUGGAAAGGUUCCCUCUCAUCGACGUCCCGUCGGAGGACGAUCGCGUCUCCUCGUCCUCCUCUUGCGAUGUCUCCGUCCACCAAAGCACGUCAGUGAUUGCUGGUUCUGAGUAUGGCAAGAGUCAAGAGAAAAUGAGCAAGCAAAUGAAACAAGCUCUCCAGCCAGUAGAAUCCUCGGAGCAAAAACAAUCAAAGACCAACAAACAUUACUUGCGGAACAGUUUAGAUUGGGAUAGAGAUUUUCUUACAAGUGAAGGUGUUCUGAAUAAUGAAGAAUUGGCCAUCAUAAACAGCACAUUCAAGAAGAGUGAAGCAUGUUCACUUCCUAUAAUUACAGAAGAAGCAAAAAAAACAACAGAAUUAAACUCAUAUUUAGAUAAUGAUAGAUGGGCUUUGGAAAAGCUUGAGGUAGAUUUGUUUAAAAAUGUACAAGCUUCCAAUCAAAAGACUCCUGGUACUGGUGAAAAAGCUUUGAAAUUGGCACAUCCCAGCAAGAAAAUUAAUCCAGCGAAGGGAAGGGCACUGCCCAAUAAAUCACCGGUGAAGUCUGAACCAUCUCGUCACAAUAAGAAGAAGUCUCCCGUGACAUCGGAGAGACACGGUGUUAGCAACCAUCUCCGUAAGCAUGAUUCUAGAGGGGCCACUGUUGUUACAGAUGUGGCUGUUGGUGGAAUUACUAGUUCGAGGACAGUGUCAAAGCCAACAAGAGUUUUGUCCAGAGCAACUGUACAGAUGGUGCCAGCCAAGACAAGUUUGGUUCCUGCAAAAACCCAAAUAAGAACCAGUAAUACAAAAGAAAAGCCAGGCAAUGUGGUAAUGCCAAAAUCUGUUGUGGUUUCCAAGAAAAUGAAUGAAGGUUCUUCCAGUGGCAAUUCUAAGUCCUCCCAACCAUCAAAAACGACUUCGACUUUGGUCAGAAAUUCAGUGGACAGAAAUCUUAAAUCUCCUUCGGACAUAACAAGGAUGAGUAGUACAUCUAGAGCUACCAAUCGCUCCUCAUCUGGAUCAAUCACUAAUAUAGCAUCUAUGAGGACAAGCAGAACUAAAACUGUCGGUAGAAGUGCAAGUAAUUCUACAGUAUCUUCAAAUUCUGCUGUGAAGUUAACUUCAAGUACACCAAGUAGCUCUUUUGACAGUGCUGCUUCGGGAUCAUUUUCAUCAACGCGCUUUGCUGUGAAAUCAGCAAUCAAUAGCAUUGAAACCGGUUCUCCAUCCUUGUCAUUGGAAAGUGCUGACAAUGAUAGAGUUCAUUCGGCAGGUUGCAGUUCAUGCCUCAGAUCUGAAGAUCAUGGGGAUCAGUCUUCCAAACUGCAUGCUACGAAAAAUACUCCAGAUGAUGAAGUAACAUCUAAGCCAUCCAGAGGGGAUCAUCCAAGAAGCUCCACUAACAAUAACUCUGCAACAAAAUGCUGCAGAUCUCCAGUGAAGAAACCAUUAACCACACAGACUAGCAAGCAGCCCAGUUUUCUGAAAGCCACCACCGGAGCCUCCAAGACUGAUUCAGUGAAUAAACUAAAACACGAUACAAUUCAGCAUACUACACCUGGGACUCGAAACAGAGCCCUCAAUUCUGGUUCUUCACAAACUCAUUCUGCUGCUCUUACUCGUAACCGGAAGCACAGAUCCCAAUCUCUUGAAAAACUACCGAAGCUUGCCGAAUAGAAUGACUUUACUGGUUUAUCUGAA
This is a messenger RNA of Musa acuminata subsp. malaccensis (wild Malaysian banana), 1720 nucleotides long. RefSeq lists its product as uncharacterized. The record is from RefSeq and is a predicted model, not a curated record. Lineage: Eukaryota; Viridiplantae; Streptophyta; Magnoliopsida; Zingiberales; Musaceae. Gene Ontology annotation, molecular function: microtubule binding.